GAUUCGGGGAGCGCGGGGGAAACUGGGAGCUGGACCCAAGACACCAUACAACACCACCCCCAACGUAACCUCGCUCACAACAUGACAUACAUCCCUGCACCAUUUCGCAUCACGACUCAGAACUGCAGAGGCCUAAACACAGCUGAAAGACGCUCCCAUCUCCUGCGAGAACUCGCGCGGGAGCAGGUCUCUAUCGCCAUGCUGCAGGAAACACACUUUAAAUCUACAGACACACAUAGACUGAAAAGCAGACACUACCCAGUCAACUACCACAGCACACACCCAACAACGCGUAAAGUAGGGGUAGCAAUCCUCCUGAACGCCAACCUACAAUUCAAACUGACCGACCAGCUAUCCGACCCGAGCGGCAGAUUUCUCUUCAUUAAGGGCACAAUUCUACAGAAAACAUACACACUUGCCUCAGUUUAUGCGCCAAACGCAAAGCAAGCGACGUUCCUCCGCAAGACGAUCUCACAGCUAGCCACCUUCACAGAAGGGACGCUUCUCAUAGGAGGGGACUUCAAUGCCCCCCUGGACCCACUGUCAGACUCCUCGACAGGACACAGUAGCAUACCACAAACGGCGAUCCGAACUAUACGGAAAUCUCUCAGAGACCUGAGAUUGGUGGACGCGUGGAGAGCCCUGCAUCCAACGGACCGAGACUACACACACUAUUCCUCUAUCCACAGGAGAUACUCCCGCAUCGACUACCUCCUCAUUCAACAAGAGGGUCUGCAAAGACUCCAGAAAGCAGAGAUACACACCACUACGUGGUCAGACCAUAGUGCUGUGACCAUGCUCCUAGACUCCCCCAUGUUCAAGCCCGCACAGACAGCAUGGAGAAUGAAUGAGUCACUCCUAUCCGACUUGGAGGUACAGACGCAAUUAGCGGAACAUCUCACCAACUACUUUAACGAGAACAACACAGGGGAUAUAUCGCAGGUGACGCUAUGGGAAGCACACAAGACUGUGCUCAGGGGGCACUUCAUAAGAAUAGCAUCUCGAAAAAAGAAAGAAGCACAACAACGCCUAAAUGAACUCACCAACCGCAUAGCACAACUAGAAACGCUCCAUAAACGAACGCAACUGGAGACACAAUACCGUUCCCUCCUAGAAGCCAGAAACCAGCUAACGGAGCUGGUGGCCCGCAGACAUCACAGAGCGACCCAGAGAAACAGAGCCUUCUAUUACAUCCAUGCAAACAAGAGCGGAAGACUACUGGCUCACAUGAUCAAGAACCGCCAAGCCAGAGCUCAAGUACACGAACUGAGGACAACCAAAGGCACCCUCACGCAAUUCCCAGAGGAAAUAGCAGAAGAAUUCCGAAAAUAUUAUCAAACUCUGUACAACAUAGACCCCACGACAUCAGGCGACCGCCAAGACGACAGAAUAGUAGCCACAACACAGUACCUCCAAAACUUUAGACCCGAAGCUCUUUCCUUAGAAGAG
Pelobates cultripes (western spadefoot toad) is the source of this 1449-nucleotide messenger RNA. The record is from the annotation of a GenBank genome assembly. Lineage: Eukaryota; Metazoa; Chordata; Amphibia; Anura; Pelobatidae.